UGGCAGUAGACUUGGCUAGCAUCAGCAAGCCGUCACAACAACAAAGAUGGAGAAAAAAGGAGUCAGCUAGCUGCUGGCUAUCACAUUCAUAAGGCAUCCUUAGAUAGCUAGACUAGCUGUGCUGCUGGCUAGCAAUCAAUCUUAAUUUAGGAGAUUAUAUACAGCUAGCGUGUCUGCUAGCUUUCGCUGUAUCAACAUGGAAUCUGUCACCUUCGAGGAUGUUGAGAGAAAAGUCUUCAUCGUUGGAUCGGAACUUGUAGAAAAUUAUACCGUGUACAUCAUUGAGGUAAUUGAUAAAGACCACAAAUGGACCGUAAAGCAUCGCUACAGUGACUUCUAUGAUUUGCACGAGAAACUGACAGCUGAAAAGAAGGUUGACAAACACCUAUUACCACCCAAAAAGAUGAUUGGUAAAAAUUCAAAGAGCCUGGUAGAGAAGAGGCAGAAGGAACUUGAAGUCUACCUACAAACAGUGCUCCUUAGAUUUCCUAUAGCUGCCCCUAAGGUCCUGUCCUGUUUUUUGCAUUUCCACCAAUAUGAAAUAAAUGGAAUCACAGCUGCCCUGGCAGAAGACUUAUUCCACAAAGGAGAGCAUCUGCUUGUGGCUGGGGAGGUGUUCACCCUGCAGCCCCUACAGCUCUAUGCCAUCACACAACAGCUGAGGCUGGCCAAGCCAACCUGCUCCAAUGGAGACGCCAAGGCAGACCUGGGCCAUAUACUGGACUUCACUUGCCGGCUUAAAUAUCUUAAGAUUACAGGAACGAGAGGGGAAGUGGGGUCCAGUAAUAUCCAAGAACACUCCUUGACCUUUGACCUCUCCAUCUUCAAAGCACUUGUACAGAUUGAGAUAAGUGAAUGCAGUUCAAAGCAGAUCAAUGGACUGCCUUCCUUGAAGUCCACCUUGGCCACCAUGAGCAUCCACCAUUCAGCGGAAACAAUGAUGGACAUCCUGGUCCCAGAAGCAUUGGAGUUCCUUCAGUGGGAAGCAGAUGAGGUGGAGACGGACUGUCCAGUAACUGCUGUCAUUCCAGCAUGGAAGACCCUCACCACUCUGGACAUGAGCCACAAUCAAAUAAGUCGCAUCGAUGAUUCAGUGAAAUUGAUACCAAAAGUUGAAUUCUUGGACCUCAGUUACAACAGUCUCUCUCUUGUGGAGAACCUCCAACACCUGUACAACCUCAUUCACCUGGACUUAUCUUACAAUAAGCUAACUGUUCUGGAGGGAGUCCAUACAAAGCUUGGGAACAUCAAGACCUUGAACCUGGCAGGAAACCAACUAGACAGUCUUUUGGGACUCAGUAAACUCUACUCCCUUGUCAACUUAGAUCUGAGCGGCAACAAAUUGGGACAGCUGGAAGAGAUCAGGAACAUUGGAGCCCUCCCAUGUUUGGAGAAGCUCAGCCUGACCAACAAUCCCAUGUGCAUCAUCCCAGACUACAGGACGAAGGUUCUGGCCCAGUUCUGGGACCGUGCUUCAGAGGUAUGCUUGGACUGCACUGCACCGACAGAGAAAGAGCUGGACACCGUGGAGGUGUUGAAAGCCAUUCAGAAAGCCAAGGAGGCCAAGGACAGAAUGGCAAACACCGAAAAAAAGACCGGUGAGGAGGCGAGGCCGUCUGGCAGUGGAGCCCUCCCGCCCUCCUCCUCCUCUCACUCUGCCGCUCCCUGCUCUCCCUCCCUCGCCCAGCCAGCCAGCUCCAGCCAAGCAAUGAAAUGUAAAGAAGAAGCCUUUGUUACCCAAAAGAUAUUGACUCCUGUGGAUCAUGCACUUACCCAGCAAUGCUUUAAUGUAACCAAUUUGUCUUGUGAGGACAAACUGCAGCUAAUGAGCCAGCAGUCAUGUGAAAUUUCCAGCAACCAGCAGAAUAGGUUUGGGAGCAGCAGCUGCUGCUGUUGUGCCGAGGACAGAAACCUGGCGGAAACCUUCGACAUCACACCAGUCCUCCCCCUCCACUUGCAGUCCUACACCACCUCCAACCAGGACUACAUGACCCAGCUCUGCUGCCGCAUCGCCACAGCGCUGUGGGAGCGGAAGAAGGAGAGGAGGGGGUCCAAGCAGAGGGGGGAGGCUCUCCCCGGUGGGGAGGGGACUGAGCUAAGCAGCCCCAGCUCUGGGGACGGCUACUUUGAGAUGGGGCUGGGGGAAGUGGAGGAAGGUUCCGGCUGUUCCGGGUCCUCUCUUGGCGCUCCCCCUGAGGACGAACUCCAAGAUGGCGCCACCGAGGUGGUCCGCAUCACCCAGGGGACGUGGUGCCACUGUGUCCGAGUCGGUGAAGUUGUCGAGCAGUGUUCGGUCUGUGUGGUGCUGACAGACAGGCUACUGGUGGUGCUACAGGCCCCCACUAAGGAUCCGCCUCAGGACCUGAAGCUCUUCACUGAUAGUCUGGUGACUGACUGUUUAGUGCCAUAUUCAGACAUAGAGGCUGCCCAGUUUGACAUACCAGACACUUGUCUCAGCUUGAGGGUGAAGAUGAGAGACACGCAGUGGCACUUCUUCUCCGACGCCCAGAGUUUGAAAGAGAUCUACUCGGACAUUUGCACGUUCACGCCGCAUCCCUCAGAGGUGCACAACGGUCCCGCCACCCCCUCGCGUUUCCUGCGUCAGCUGUUGAAUUCCUGGGAGCUCGACGACAGCGACUACAUCCACGGCGGCUACGCGGCCCACCUGUUAGACCCGGAGACGAUGGCCCCUGGGCUGCAGAGCAACCAGGACCGCAGCAGUGAGAACCCCUUACAGGCAGACAUCCUCUCCCACCUCGCACCAGCCCAGGUGGGGAAAGACCCCCGCAGUGUCCCCUGUGUGCUCUUCCUGACCCCACGGCACCUGUGUGUGCUGAAGGUGGACUUUGCAGCCAGGAAGGGAGGUCUGGAGGGGCCGGGGGCCGUCCAGCGCUCCUCCGACAGCAAGCUGACCCGCGUGCCCCUGGCCUCGGUCCUGCUCAACCCCAGACUGAAUCCCCAGCAGGGCUGCUCGGUUGGGUGCUCCCACCGGGGGCACCGCUACAGGGACAGCCACGUCCUGGAGCUCUUGGUCGGCCCGCGGGGAGUAGCCGCCGUCUUCCCUCUGGCGCACGACAAGCUCCUGUUCCAGACGCAGCUCGGCCAGCUGCGCUCCGCCCUGAGGGACGUCAAGACCGUGGCCUUCCUUCAGACAAGACCCGGCCUGCGCUCCAGCGGCCGCCACUCCGCCUCCACCCCCACCAAGGCCAGUCAGAGGGUGUCCCUGAACAGUGUCCCAGAGGGUGUCCAGAGGCCCCAUCUGACCCUGUCUCUAGUCUACCCCAACGACCCUCUGAUCCAGAAGCUGUCAGAGGAGAACCAGUGCCCCUCUCAUCUAACAUUGUCCCCAGCCCUGACUCUAUUCUCUGGACUCCAGGGCCACGAGCUACUAGAGUUUUUCCACAACAACAUCGGCGAGGUCGAGAACGAGGAGCUGAAGCACAUCUCGUGGUUGUCUGUGGUGUUCUACAAAUCCCCAGACGUCGAAGUGACUUCCUGUGUCAUGCUGUCGACUAAAGCCCUCUACUUCCUCCUGGACGACUCGGCGGCUGCUCUCUCUGACCAACUAUCAGUGUGGGACUGGAGUCAAUGUGACCAGAGACACCCAGACCUCAUCAUGUCCUACUGCCUGGCCAUGAAGCUCAGUGACAUGCAGAGCGUCAACGUGGGACUGUUUGACCAGUACUUCAGAGUUGUGGGGUCUUCAGCAGACCACAUCCUCUGCUGUCUGACUCGAGACAGCUAUGGCACCCACCACUUCCUCCAGCAGCUGAUGACGGUGCUGUCUCUACUAGAGAAAGCCCCUUCCCCUGAGCCCUCCGAACAAGACUUCUACACUCAGUUUGGGAACAAAAGCACAGGGAAGAUGCAGAACUACGAGCUGGUCCACUCCAGCAGGGUGAAGUUUAUUUACCCCAGCGAAGAGGAGAUCGGGGACCUCACCUUCAUCGUGGCUGAGAGGAAGAGUCCGGCUGGUGCCUUGUGCUCCUUCAAUAUCCUGCUCUACGUGCUGGUGUUCCAGGUCCAGACCACGGGCAACGGUCCAGCCUCCCCCCUCCCCCCAGGGUCACCUCCAAACCAGCAGCCUCUCCUCCAGCCCAAAACCCUCAUCCUCACCAGCACAGAUGUCUUUCUGCUGGACGAAGAUUACAUCAGCUACCCGCUGCCUGACUUCGCCAAGGAACCCCCGUCUAGGGACAAGUACCAGCUAACAGACGCCCGCAGGAUCCGGGACCUGGACCGGGUUCUGAUGGGUUACCAGACAUACCCACAAGCGCUGACCCUGGUGUUUGAUGACGUGCCCGGUCCUGACCUGCUCUGCCACCUGACCAUGGACCACUUUGGAGGGGGGGAGCUGGGGGAGAGGGGAGGGGCUGUAUGCGGGGCUGAGAGUGAGGUGCAGUGGUGUAUCUAUGUUCCAGGGGCGGACAGCAGAGAGAGACUCAUCUGUCUCCUGGCCCGCCAGUGGGAGGCGCUCUGUAGCAGGGAGCUCCCUGUGGAGCUGACUGGUUGACUGAAUGGCUGGUUGAUCAGCUGACUGGCCAGUUGCUGGCUCAAAAGCACAUUUACAAAGAGACAGGGUUAUAAAGAAUGUGCCCCAAAGAUUCCUCUCCUCACAGACACAUUAUUUGAUAUACAUUGACAUCUUUUUGUUAUAUGUUAUUAUAAUGCAUCCUGGGAAAUUGUAUAGAGUAGUCCACAUGAGUUUGAUAUUUAUUAGUUAGCUAUGGCUUCUUCUUCCACAGAUUGUCUCCUUGGCUACCUAUAGAUAAAUAUACCGCUGCUGUGCACAAUCUGCUUUGUUAAUAAGCAUGUUUUUCUGUUAAAUGUGUUGUCACAUUAUGAUGAGACAGUAUAACUAUCAUGUAAAUUAUGUGAACUAUUUUAUUAAUGUUUUGGAUGAAAGAAUUGUUGACUGUCUUGAACCAAUUUUUGAUGACGUUUGAAUUUGAACAGUAUUAUUUGUCAUCUGUAUUUUGUACAUCAUUGUACAAUUUAGUUUCUGCACAGGUUUAUUUUUAAGUUGGAAAAAAAAUGGGAAAGCAACCACUUUUCAGUCGUUUACAUAAUGAUAAUGCCUCAUCACAAUAUACUCAUCUACUUUUUUUAAUCACAGGAAUUGAAUAUGCACUUUAAACGGGUAAGAAAAAAAAGGUUCUUGCUCAGCAGAAGUUAAUUGUGUGUUCCCUUGGUAGGCAGUCAGCAAUAUUUUAUCCUGUUUGUCAGACAGAGGGUAACUGGCAUGGUUGCAAAACCCUCAUUGUCUGGUUUCUGUCAGGUCCUGAAGGGAUUGCCAUCGUAUUGUAUCUUGCACAGAAUAUUUUGCUGCUUCUGUUUUAUAUUAAUAUAAAAUUCCACAAUUAAAUGUGUUAAACAAA
Osmerus eperlanus (European smelt) is the source of this 5378-nucleotide messenger RNA. It is a transcript of the gene nisch, whose product is annotated as nischarin. The record is from RefSeq and is a predicted model, not a curated record. Gene Ontology annotation, molecular function: integrin binding; phosphatidylinositol binding. The transcript has 21 exons. Gene Ontology annotation, cellular component: cytoplasm. NCBI's taxonomy places the organism in Eukaryota, Metazoa, Chordata, Actinopteri, Osmeriformes, Osmeridae. Bases 197 to 4513 code for a protein of 1438 amino acids.